Messenger RNA from Galleria mellonella (greater wax moth), 1750 nucleotides. RefSeq lists its product as uncharacterized. The record is from RefSeq and is a predicted model, not a curated record. The transcript has 8 exons. Lineage: Eukaryota; Metazoa; Arthropoda; Insecta; Lepidoptera; Pyralidae. Bases 22 to 1488 code for a protein of 488 amino acids.
UGUUAAUGUAAUAAUUACACGAUGCCUUGCGGAAAGAGGCCCCUCAUUAAAAGUUGGGACAAGCCGAAGCAUUUAAGAGUUAUUACUCCUUCGCCUUAUGAACAAAUCGAGGCCUCAGUCAAAGUGCACUGGAAUAAUGUAAUACGAGAAUUAGAGUUAUCGUACAAGGAUGAACAGUUUUGGGAAUCACAGUGUGAUACUGUACGUGAACUAGUGGGGCCAGUUAUAUUUCAGAGAAUUGCCAAAAUAUUUAACUUGCCAUUGGAAGAAACGCAAUAUGAACCAAAAUCUGAAACGUCCUCUUUGAAUCCAUCGGAACUUUUCUAUAAGGCGAGAUCUUCUGCAGAAUUACAAUUACGACCUACAUUUUCUAUGAGUGAUUUUGAAAUAUCAUUAGGAGAAGAAGAAGAAGACGUAGAAGUAGAGCAAUCAGAACAGUGGAGUGCAUCCUCAGUGGUAGAGAAUGAAAUAAAAAAAACUUCACGUUCUAAAUCUAUACUUAAGUCGAAAUCGCUAAUCGCUUCGAAGUCUAAAAUUAUGUCUAGAUCAUUCUCCAAGUUCCUAUCGAAGACAAUCAUGAGAACAUCCUCUAGUAGAACCAAGACGUACAAAUCAUCAUUUACUACCGAUGAACCUGCAAAAACAGAUGAUGACUUAUUAGUACACCUUUCUAGCAGACAUGCUGUACGUGUUCCAUAUCAAAGGCGAACGAAAAAUCCACAUUUUGAAAUGCUUUACUGUAAUGAAUCGGAGACUGAUAUGAUCAAGUGGAAUUCUAAGUACAAGCAGAAAACUUUCGAAGUCUCAGCCUCUGACGAAUGCAGUAAGAAAGCUGAAAUAAUGACUAAAAAGAUUUCUAAAGAGUUUUAUGAUUGGUGGGUUGAUUUAGGGAAUGUUGAGUUCAAAAGUGAGAUCAAGCGUCCCGAAGAUAUUGAAGAUCUCUUUCAGGUCUGGUUUGACGAGCAUGCUUCUAGAUGUUUGGUUUUGGAUCCGAAGAUACUUCCUUGUGUCUUGCAUAGUAUUGCGAAAUAUGUCGGUGUACCUAAAGCUUCGUGUUCAAAAGUUUUAACUAGACAGAUUGCGUAUGAUAUUCAUGCGGAAACAAGUCCGCCACAUACAAUAGCAUUUGGUACAGAAUUACCACAAAACAUGAAGCAUAUCCCACCUAAAAACAGUACGGAGAAGAUGUGGCACUCUGUUAAGAUCCCCGAGGAUUUGCGUUCCAUGGCUUGUGUUUGGGAUGAUAUACAACAUCUUACAUCAACGAAAGCUUUCCAGAAGUGGCUCGAACAAAAUCCUUGCCUACCAAUGCCUCCUUGUUUUAAAGCUUUACAUGCUUCUGGUGAGAAGAAACAACCAUUUGUGGUACCUUCAGACUAUGUUGUCACUGACAAGAGUGUAUCUUCUUCUGCUCAAGACUUGGCGCUGCCGAUUUCACAGUUUACUAUAGAGUUAAAAGAAGUAUUGAGUAAAUUAAUGAAUCAAUAAUGAAAGUUACAAUUAGUCAGAUUGUUAAUAAUAUAGUGGCAAUAUAAUAAUAAUAAAUAGCAUGCAAUCACACGUCUAGUCCUAAAAAAACACACCCUGUUAUUUGAGGAAUUAGGCAACGAACAUUUGGAGGCAUCCCCCAGAACACUCAGACCCAAGCCAGUUCAAAAAAGUUUGUUUCUAAAUUUCUUUAUGUUUGAAUAUUGAGUUAUUGUAUUUUUUUUUUUAUUUAAAUAAAUAAAUUUCUGAUAUUUAUAUUGAA